CUCGGCUCGAGGGCCUUGGCACCGCGUCAAAGUCCGAGGUGGCCGGCCAUGGCGGCAUUUCUGUUUUUCUUCAAUCGGUUUGCCGCCACCAUCUUGUCAAGACCACCGGUUGGCGCUGCCAAUUGGUCGCAUAGAUUGUCACAGGCCAGCAGAGAAAGGAGACCGGGAUUAUGGCUGCUGCGACACCGACGGGCCGGGAUGGCGUCCUCGGCGCGCUCACGACGCCCUUCUUGGCGCCAGAGUGGUGCUCACGCUCGUUUACGGUCCACCCCCCUCAUCAGGACGGUGCCGUCACUUGGGGCACGCGCUAUUUGGACUCCCCGACCACCCGCUCAUGUUACCCGCCGGGCUUCGAAACUUUCAACUGGGGUGAAUUCUACUCUCCUGCGGUCUGUCCGUCCGGCUGGACGAGCGCUGGCACGUGGAAAGACUACGGGACCCGGAAGAUACUAGAUUACACCCCGCUGCCUGUUUCGGAGGAGGAGCUGAUUGUCGGCUCAUCUAGCGAGUACACCUACUGGGACUUCAUCGAGGUUUGCACAAGCACAAUUGGAGCUGGAAGCCACCGGCCCACCGUUACUAUUGUCGAUGGCCCUCCCACCGACAACCCGGCCUCGGAUGCCCUGACUAGCUACACAACCACGGGGCCCUUCUCGCUCGGAGGUCACGCUAUGUAUGCCGUGCCCACUGCUAUCCAGGUCCGUUUCCAGGCUUCCGACACGUCACUCCUGGGUUUGACAGGCUUCCCCACUACCGGUACGGCUUCACCAACCCCUGGGCCGAACGGUGCUAGCCAGUCGACAAGCUCGUCCUCCACGGCCGCUGAGGCGGCUGGUACGGACGCUAAGACGGACGCUAAGACGGACGCUAUCAGCAACGCUCAGCUCUCGACAGGCGCCAAGGCAGGGAUAGGCGCGGGCACGGCACUCGGCGCCAUAUUGCUCGCCGUGGCAGCUUUCUUCGUAUUUCGCCGGCGGCGCCAGCAAUCACUAGCACGGGUAGCGGCGGACCCAAGCCUCAAGCAUGAUGCCAUCCUUGCCGAGAAGGGCGACGACCGCCCUCCCGAGCUCUCGGAUUCCGCAUCAGAAAAACCACCAGGAGCUCACACAACAUCUCACCACAGUCCGCUACACCACACGAACUCGACGGUGCUCAGUCUAGAAGCGAGAUGGGAUGGGAGAAUACUCCAGAUAAACCCGACUCUCCUGAGACGCCGAUAA
This is a messenger RNA of Lasiosphaeria miniovina, 1220 nucleotides long. RefSeq lists its product as uncharacterized. The transcript is spliced from 3 exons. The coding region runs from base 171 to 1220 and encodes 349 amino acids. NCBI's taxonomy places the organism in Eukaryota, Fungi, Ascomycota, Sordariomycetes, Sordariales, Lasiosphaeriaceae. The record is from RefSeq and is a predicted model, not a curated record.